UAUGGUUUAUUGCAGGAACAUAUUUGUCAUAACAACAAAAAUCACUCAAAAAAAAACAUGGGAACUUUUCUUGGCCAUUUUGUACCGGGUUUUGCACUAACAAUUCUCGGUCUAUGGCACAUUAUAAACACCAUCAAAUCAUACUAUCUCAAAGAUCCUACUAAUUUCAUCUCCAGAUUUUGGUACCCUUUUAACAAUUCUCUCCUAAAACUCAGAGAAUUGGAGCUAAUCCUCAUCCUAUCUUUUUCAGUUCUAGCAAUCAUCCUUCAAAUCCUCGACUAUCCCCUUUUCCAUCUCAGUUUCAAGCUCGACAACUUUGAGCACGCAACCAUGUUCCUCCACCUCGCGAUUUUCACAGGUUUUGCCUACUACGCUGAGUCGACUCAGUUAUCUGACUCAGUCUCAGGUCUUGUUGGAAUCAUGGCUGCAUCAGUUUUCGGUCAAGAACUUUUCCUGAUCCAUUUUCACUCAACUGACCAUGUUGGGUUAGAAGGUCAAUACCAUGGUUUGCUGCAACUCAUCGUGUCAGUCUCUUUUCUUACAUCUGUAGCCAUUACAGUGUUCCCUGCUAGUUUCCCUGCAUCACUUGUUCUUUCAGUUUCUGUUGUUUUUCAAGGUUGCUGGUUUAUUAACAUGGGAUUCAUGCUAUGGAUUCCUAAGUUUGUCCCAAAAGGUUGCUCAACACAGAUGGAUAAAACUAGCAGUAAUGAAAUGAUGCAUGGUUCAGUCACAUGUGGGUCCCCUGAAGCUGAUUUCAGAGCAAGAGCAUUGGCUAAUCUGCAGUUUAGUUGGAUACUGGCAGGGAUUCUAAUGUUUACAGGGUUUUCCUGCAUGAUUCUGGCUAGAAAACGUGUUCCGAGAAUCCGGCAAUUGACAGCUUAUGAACAGCUUCAGAAUAGGAGAUCUGAAUCUCCUAUAACUAAUGAUUGUUUCAAGCAACCUCUUGAUGUUUAGAUGUUCUGAUCAGUCUUUUUUUUGGGGUAAAAUCUGAUCAAUGUAUUAUAUACACUUGGCUUUGUAACUUGUUUCAAUCUGAAUCUUGUAGGUCCUGACAAAUGUAACUUUAUCUGAAUAAUCUGAUACUAAGAAGGAUCUUUAGAUCCUACUUGGAUCACUAUCGUUAAA
Messenger RNA from Spinacia oleracea (spinach), 1125 nucleotides. RefSeq lists its product as uncharacterized. The transcript has a single exon. Bases 58 to 954 code for a protein of 298 amino acids. Lineage: Eukaryota; Viridiplantae; Streptophyta; Magnoliopsida; Caryophyllales; Amaranthaceae. The record is from RefSeq and is a predicted model, not a curated record.